GUGGACGGAGUGAGCUAUAGGAUGUGAUCGAGGCAAGGCACUUACCAGAAAUGAGUCAAUUCAAUUUUAUAUCCUAUUCCUAUCAUACAGCAUUACCUUUAAGACACAGUCACUUGACAUUAUACAAUCUUUGAGUUCUUUCCUCAAGCCACUGCAGGGUAUAUGUUUCUUCUCAUUUUGAGCAGCAUCCAUUUUCAAAAGAAAAUAGUAAAUAUUUCACGUUCAUGCUUUUCGCUCAACGAAUCACGAAUAUCGGAGCACGCAAAUAAAAACGCUGUUGUAAUUUCACAUUUUAACAAGAUCGCUGACCAAUCGGAAAGUGUCGUGAUAGUUCGGGCAUCUUAUACCUCCCAAAAAGCAAAAUAAUGAAAAUAUUUAUUUUUGUUUAUGUUUUAUAAAAUACAAUUCUAUUUUUUAGCUGGAGUUAUGUGGAGAGAAAUUUUAACGUAUAACUCAUCAGUACUGGUUUUGAACGUAGAAAUUAACGAUCACGUAGUGGUUCAUUUGUCUGACUUCAUUUUUGAACCAGAAUCAAAGAGUUUUGUCGUGAUUACACAGAAGAAACAGACUAUUCAAUCUCUAAAAACUCAUAAUGGAACAAACAGAAUUUCCUGUCUUGGAUGUAAAGUUAUUUUGGAUCACAAUUGUGGUAUUUUUUUACCAUAUUUUCUUGUACAAGAUAGCAAACAAUGCUAUUUAUUCUGUCUUGAUGCAAACAAUCAAUGGUUAAUGAGGUAUAAUUUUACAAUACCUAAAGUGUUGGAAAAACACAUAGAACUUUGUGAUACAAGUUAUUCCAUUGAAAAUGGGCCCACAUUAAUCUGGACAGUGAGAGAUGAAAUAUUUAUUUAUAAAGCAGAGUAUUCAUUAGGUUUGAAAAGACAUGUGGAUGAUAUUUUAAGAGUACCAAUUGAUUUAAAUUGUGAGAAGGGAUUAGAAGUUGCCAGUAAUAUAUUAUGGUGGAAAAGUGGUGAUUCUGAGCAAGGAAUGAUUGUUGUCAAGGAUAGUAAAGGAACAAUUGUUAAUUCAUACCUUAUUACAAUUGAUAACAAGAAAAGGAAAGCAAAUAUUGUGUUAAAUAGACAAAUCAUACCAUUUCCAUAUCUGGUCAUUACAUUGUGCACGUUAGUUCACCCUGAACAAUGUGAACAUUUAUCUGCGAAUGAAAGUGACUUAAAUGACAAUUCCUACAGGGUGUUUAUUUCUACCACACAAAGUCAACUGUUGGAAUUUUCUCAUGGACGUUAUGUCAAACAUAUUAAUAUUCCAUUUUCAUCUUGUCAAAAUAUACAAAUAUUUGAGGUAAGUUAGAGAGUGGCAAUACAUAUUUUAUAUUUUGUUUAUUUUCAAAACAAUUGAGGUCAUAUGUUUCUUUGUGAGUUAGAUGAAACAUGUAAAAGUGAAGUUCUUAUGCAUGUCUUAAUUGCUACAUAAUAUGCCAAUAUCUGCUCUUGAAACAAAAAAAUACAAAGUACAGUAGUUCCAGAAUGUCAAACUCUUAAAGCAGUCCAGUUUGGGGGUGUCAUGAUCAAGCUGCUGGUACAUAUCAUGGUAGAAAUCCCACAUGCACUGGGUUGUGUAUACCUGUAUAAUAAUUACAUAUAGGUGAUAGGAUGAUUUCAAGUGUAAUUUGGAUAAAAGAUGCACAAUAGUAAUAAGUGAGUUUUUAUUUUUAAUUAUUUUUUUAUUUUUAUUUAUAUAUUUUUAUUUUUUAUUUUUUUAGCAUGACUGAGUUUUUCAAAGAGCAUCAAAAUAGCAUGAGUCUGAAGGAUGAGUGCUAUUUGAGAUCUUUGAAAAACUCAUGAGUGCUUGUCUUAAACGAAUUUCAUGAGAAACCAUCUUUCACAUAUUAUAUUAAUAACAUACAUAAAAAUGUUCCAGACAAUUGUCGUUAAAUUAACUUACAUUGAUACAGUGAACCAUCCAUUGACAAACUUUUACUUUAUGUAGUGCAGUGCCAUGUUUGUUUUGUUUUGAAGCAAUCUGUGACCAUUACUUGAGGACUGCUUUAAGCUGAUCUGUUGAUUUUAUCUUUGCAUUGUUUUCCCACCAAUCAGAUCAGUUUGUUACAGAUUUUUGCACUGUUGUUACAGAUUUCUGCAGUGUUGUUACAGAAUUUUGCACCAGUUGCUGUUUGAGAUUAGCUGCAUUGAAAUCAUCCAAUUACAUCCGAGUAAUAUUUUUAUGUACAUUAUUAGCAGUGUUAAUGAGUAAUAAUUAGAUGAAAUGUCAAGAGCACCAUUUGAGGGAUUGGAUAUAAGAUAGAAAGAGGGAUAGUGAAGAUGGUUGUGAUAGUAGAAGUUGUUGUGUUUAUAUAUAUUGUAAAGUGAAGUUCUAAGCGGUAUAAAUUUAAAGUGACAUGAUAGCAAGGGUAACAGUUGACUUGAAACACACCUGUCCAGCAGCCUUCCACAACAGAAGUUACUUUUGAUGAUAUAUUUUGUCCAUUGAACCUGGGGUUAGUAUGAUCAUUGCUUCAUUUUUCUACUGCAUAGACUGCAUAAUGUGAAUGUUUUCCUGCAAUGUAGAAGAUGCUUGAUGUGUCUCCUGCACAUGGUCCAUGUUCAGUGGCAUAACUUUGUGCUAAAAGGCCAUCGGCUUUAACUGGACUAGGACCCCUGGUUCUGUGCUACAUUUCUGAAUUAAUACAGUACAUCAACUUCGCAACUUUGUCAUCCUUGUUCAGGGUCCUGGCUUGAGCCAGGAGGUGCCCAAAGGAGUUCAACCACUGUCCAGGUUUCACAAUCCUUUAGAAGACUGGUGAAGGAGACUAACUUGUAAAGCUUCAUUUUGGUGAACUGCUGAGUUAUUCCAAAGACGGACCUGCUGCUCUCAUUCUUACACAGAUAAACAAUUUUACCACCCUAAUGUCUUGGAGCAUUGUCUCUUCCUUUGAGAUGGUGCUGAUGAUGAUGCUAGGAAAUGUUUCAAGUGCACACCAUCUUGUAUACUGCAAAGCGCGUUUUGGACCUGGCCGUGAUGGUGCCCGAAGUUGUCUCUUUAGGAUGAGAUAAUACGCAUUCUGCCAUGCAAUGAAUACUUCUUGCUUUUCUUCUAGGUGCUUGACAAAGCUGUGUUACUCAGGCAAUCCUGUUUGUUGGACUUUCUUUUUUGGUGCCAAUGUUGUCUCGGCUGUCUCCACCCACAGUCAACCAAACUAGUCCCACAGUUGGAUUGCACUUGGUAUGCGGGAGGUCAGCUUGUUAAACAACUAGUUUUGAUCAGAAAUUGUUGUAAUGGUCUAGGUGUUGAAUGAAGGCCUGGUAUUUGGGGGUGAUGUAGUUUGACGAUUUACCUAGCUGAUCGAUCCAGCGCUCGGCUCCAGACACUGUGGGAUUCACGUAAUUAAAAAACACAUGUAGACGAAAGCUUCGGAAGUCGUUGUGAACUUCGCUACAUCUCCCCAGUUCUUUCGUCAAUGCUUUUAAGCAAAAUUUUGCGACCACAAGCUACAGUAUCUUCACCACUAGUCAAAGAAUUGUUGCUAAGUGGACUAGUGGCAGCUACAGUAUCUUCACCAGGAUGCCCAGUAGUUUUGAAUGAACAACAGUCAUACAAAACGUAAUUAUUGAAUUUGUGUAACAACAGUCGUACGAAGUGUAGAAAAUUUCGCACAUGAAAGGUAGAAGAAAUUAUGCAAUGUUUAUAUUAAAAGUAUUCAAAGAUGCUAUCAACCGUCCAUAUUUAUAAAUCUGCACUACGUGCUACGGUUUGGACCUCCGGUAUGCAUCCAACCUGAUUUGUGCUUGUCUGAAUCACAUGCGCCUGAAUAGAGUAUACAGUACAGUACGUAUACAGUACAGUGUUGGUCAAAUCAUUCUGUGUGGAAAGGCUCAAGAGCGUAAUGUCAUUUCGAAUUUAUUUUCCCUAUGACAUGUGGAGUUAAUAUACAGUACAUUAAUCCUGAGGAUGACUAUAAACUAGUCGAAACGUCGAUUAGAAAGUACAGUACAUGUUUCUGAGCCUACUCUUGUAUGAAAUCGCCCUGCACCAGAAGCUUGUCUCCAGAAGGCGUGCCAUCACCAGAUGAUCCUCCUCGAAAUAUUUCGAGAGGACUUGGUAUACCCGCCCUUUCGGCAAGACGAAAGACGAAAUUGAGAAAAACGAUGAGAUAAAGACAGUUAGGUCGAAGUAUUAUGGGCUAAUGAUCUUGGCCGAUAAAAUCUUGACGUUACAUCAGGAAAUUUAUCGCAAAGGGAGGUCGUCCCAAAACAACAUACCAUGUACGAAUACGAAGUUUUCACAGUAUAAAAGCAAAAAUCUAAGAGAGCGUUAGAAAAAGCUUGAUAGAUCAUAAAAGCACCUCAUCUGUUGUCCCGGGGUCGGUCAUGCACCUGUUGUUUCACCCCCUCCUUAUCGCUAAACGACUUGCAGAAUAGUAUACAGAUGCAGAGCUGCACGUAUAGAGAUUUGCGUGGGACAUUUUUAAAAGUGAGAAAGUCAAGCGCAAUCCCAGUGGCUCACUCCCUUUUCAUAGGUGUAAUAUAAUUAAUUUUUAUAGCAUAGACGGAUUUUGUGGGGGGGUGCAGGGGGGUGCUACCCCCCCAAUAUUAGCUAUAACCCCCCCAAACAAAAUGUCCACCCCUCCAAAAAAAUUUUCAACCCCCCAAUAUUCGGCAUAAUAAAAAAUAAUUAAAUAAUCCACUCCAACGUGCAGAGUGUUGAUGAUACAAAAUAAACGUAGGAGUACACUCAAAUAGAAAGCAAUAUUAUUGGAGCAAUUGUAAAGUUUGGAAACUCUAUUAUCUCCCCUGAAUAGAGUUUGCAGUGCCUUGUCAUGCAAAUAGCUUGCUUGCAAGGAACGUUUGGAAUUUUUACAAACAUUAUUUUUCGUUUUUAAUUCUUUUUAAUUUUUUAAUUCGUUGUUUAUAAAAGUAAAAGCAUAUUGUGUAUUGGCCUAUUGGGUUUACACUUUUACAGGUUCAUUUAACUUUAACUCUCUCAAGUCUCAACAGACAAUCGGACACAGGGCCGUAGCGAGGGGGUGUUGGGGGGGGGGGUGGUUAACCCCCCAACUUUUGUAGAAUUAACAUAUUUGGAAAAUCGGGUUGGCCAUUCGGAAAAUUACGGCAAUAAUAGUAUAACAAAAUUUUAAUUGUUUAAUUAAACAGAAAAAAUAUUAUAAUAUUAUAAUCAGUAUAAAAUGAUUUACGAAAUCACGGCAUUUACAUGGAUAACGUUUAACAAAUCGUAAAUCGGUAAAUUUUUUUUCGGUUUCAGUACUUCUCAGGGCCGUAGCAACCGGGGGGGAGGCAGCACCCUUACAAUAAUUUGCUGAUAAUCAGUCUUUUUUCAAAAUCAUGCACACCUUUAUCAUUUAAACAAUUGAUUAAUUUUAAGCGGCUACAUUAUCCAUGACAAACCGCAAAGAAUUAUAUUACCCAUACUCUUUCCUGCAACUUCUCCAAUAUAUAGCUAAAUACGACUUCGCCCAUUUAAUUCUGCUAAAUUGUAAUCAAAUUGUAAAUUUCGACAUACUAAAACUCUAUUAACAACUCAAACCGACUUUACCACGUAGCUCAGUUGGCAGAGCAUUGGACUAGUAUCCCAAAGGUCGCAGGUUCGACUCCCACCGUGGCCAGGCACACUUUUCAGCUUGCCCACUGUGGAUGCAUACUCAGAGUAACAUCACAAAUAUCAUAUUAAAACUCUGUUUUCUGACCAUCAGAAUUCUGUCAAAACUUCCCCCAAAGUCCAGGAAAUGGCAUUUCAGAGAAUCUAAAUUUAAAAAUUUCCCCGGGCCUUCGGCCCACGUUCCCAGCCCCCAAUCAAAAAGAGCUUCCUACGGCACUGCAUACUUCUGUAAUAUGUCUUUGUGGAAACUAUGUGGGCUAUGUGUAUUUUUGUUUGUAAAUUGCGUCUUCAUUUUCCAGAUAGCAAACACCUUCGUUGCUUCGUAUGCCAUGAAAUAUUCGGAAAUUUUUUUCGUCAUUCGGAAAUAUUUGGCCUACACCACCCACCCCCCAACUAUACAUGCUAGCUACGGCCCUGAUCGGACAGGCCAAAUCCAUUGAUAUGACAACUUCAAAAAACGUUUUUUCGAAGCUAGAAAUCAUGAUUUUUUUCAAAUUUUUCCAGGGAUACUUUGUUUUCUGCUGCCUAGACUCCCCCUCGCGGCUCUAGUGCUCCACCCCUAGAAUAUAGACCUUACUGGGGUUUGGUGACACUUUGUGUUGCUUCAGUCACCUGCUCACGGCUCACCCCCCUAAAAUUUCUGGCACCACCCCAGUAAAAAAUAUGAAAAUCCGUCUAUGUUUUAUAGUAACUAAUAAAGCUGCAUCGUGCAUCGGUCAUAUACAGCUAUUUCAAUUAAGGUUGUCCACGAGCAAAGCGGAAAAGUCGAAUACGAGCGCGAAAGGCUGCUGGGAAUCGCUAAAAAAUUAAUUAAUUUUCAUAGCGAUUCCCGGCAGCCUUUCGCGCUCGUAUUCGACUUUUCCGCUUUGCUCGUGGACAACCUUAAUUGAAAUAGCUGUAUACAGUAGUUCACUGUUAACAACUGUAAAUCAGAAGCAGUUUUAAAUCACCUUUGUAUUAUAUACACGGUAUUUAUUUCGUAGAGUCCUAAAGCUGAUCUUAUUCUCCUCUGUUUCGAAGAAGACCAGGUCUGUGCUGUGGACUGGAUUAAUUCCAAAAUUCUCAGAAUUUUCCAAGUUUACUCCAAUGUACUAUUACUCGACGAUUUCAUUGGCUUAGGCACUUUUCAAAUACUUUUAUUGUAUGGUAAGUAAAUGUACAGCUUUGGUAUAUUAAACCGUUGAUGUUUUCGCAAACCGCGACUUUAAUAAAGCCCAAGGUUAAAAUUCAGCCCAAAUAAUUCUAUACAUUUAUUGCAAAUUAACUGUUUAUUCAAGUUGUCAUUGCGACUUAAUUUUUUAAGCCUGGCAAAUUAUUUACGCCUCGAUUUGUUGCCUCAAUUAUAUUGUCUCAAUAUAUAAUAGCCGUAUAUAUGGCGGCUAUUAUAUAUUGAGACAAUAUGUGCUUCCUAUUUAUUAUUUUAGGUUUAAAACAUGAAAGUCAUCAAAUUUUUAAUAACUUCAUAUUAACCGACUUUUGUAAGAUUGAUCUGGAAAAGUCUAAAGAAAAUAAGGUGGGUUUAUCUAUAAAGUUUUGAUUUUGCAUAUUUGCGUGUAAAUCAUUGACACUAUAGGGUAGCCAACAAUGUGUUAACUAACCGAUGAUAUAUAUAUAUAUAUAUAUAUAUAUAUAUAUAUAUAUAUAUAUAUAUAUAUAUAUAUAUAUAUAUAUAUAUAUAUAUAUAUAUAUAUAUAUAUAUAUAUAUAUUAGUUAGUCUAUAUAGUCUAUUUAUUAAAAUUUCCUCUAUUCGUACUGAUAUCGUAUAAAAUCGUAUAAAAGUAGUACAAAAUCAAUUUCUCGUAGAAAACCCACACUUUGUAAAGAACAUUAACAGUUAUAACAUUGUCACAUGCGGUAAACUGUAGUGGUGCAUGGGAAUUGAUUUAUCAAUGCAUACAGAUAAUUAAUUUCCCAUAGAAAAGCGAUGGAUUAUCAACUUCAAGAUGUACGGAUGUUAAGCGUGGAAGUGUAGAAAGCUGUGUUGAUAAUGUGGUGAAUGCAUUAAUGAGAAAAGUACAGGUACUGUACAUGCAGUACAUUUUAAUUUGAUAACUUGAGGAUGCUUGUCAGUGCGGCGUACUAAAUCCUUCUAAAGCCUGCUCUCCAGUUAAGCGUUUUUCAGACGUGCGUGCAUGUACGCACGGGAAAGUUUAAAUCUUUCUAAAUUUUAUACAUCAAGUACUACUAACUACCUCAACAAAUUCACAAGUAAAAUUUUCCGUGCGUACACGCACGUAUGAAAAACGCUUAACUGGAAAGCACGCAGCCUUAAAUUUUAUAUAUGUAGUAUGUACAUUAGCUGAAUUCAUAUUAGAAGGCGGAGUUUUGUCUAAGACGGGAAACUCGUGUGACGGAUUUAAAUCAAAGCUAAAGUUUACGUAAAUUAACAUGAUUUUUUAUCACAUAGGUAUAAAACCAUCGACACGAUAGUGAUUUCCUUUGUCUUUUCCUUAUGGAUUAUUAAUGAGUUAUUAAAUAACUUACUGAUGUCCUUUUUUUUAGUUUCGUUUUUUCAUAAGUAAUAAUAUUUAAAUGUGCCGCGUCGCACGUAGGACAUGCGCACAGGGUUGGAUCGAUAUGGGCAUUGAAUUAUGAGCUUCAGUUUAACUUCAAAAAAGAAAAAACCUUGGAAAUUAUGCCAUAUUUCCGAAUUUGAUUUUUUUGCAUCCCCCUUGCACCCCUGUUGACCAAAGCCAACAGGAGUGCGCACCCCUGUGCACCCCUCCCCUCUAAAUCCACCCCUGCAUGGGCACGACUGGAAUUAAUGCUAGGGUAAACGUGCGAUUUGUUCUUGCACCGGGAACGCAACGGGUUAAAUUUCAUUAUGGACCAGCGCAAGUAGCAAUGAUAUUCUCACGUGCAAUGAUAUUCUCACCUGGUCAACACAUUAUGCUAGAGCCUUGGUCAAAGUCUUACAAAUCAAGGCUAAAGACACGAUUUCUUGUCAAGUUGAUUCACUGUGAAGUACUGUAUGGUUUGAUGGAGGGAAACAAAAAUAUUACGUUACAAUGUAGACUGCCUAACGUCCUAUAAAAUGGGUCUGUAAGUGUAUAAAUUUGUAGUUAUUUUGUGACUUCAUAAAAUUAAGCAGCGAUGUUUUAGAGAUUAAUUUAUUUCUCCAUGUACUGCAUGGGAAUCGUGUGUACUAUAAGCUUGAACACUUUUCCUAGUUUAUUGGAUUAGCCCCAGAAGUAUUUUUUUGACAAUAGCCAGUUCUACUUGUCAAGUAAAGCGAUUUUCAUUGCGUUGCCGCGCAGAACAUGAUACACGUGCAAUUUCUUCUUUCACACCAGCAACGCAAUAAUGAAAUUUGACUUGUGAAUUUGCCAACGCGAGAAAACAAUCGCACGCUGGCUGUAUUUCCUGGUCGUGAAUGACGUACAUUACAGUACGGUACGGUACGGUAAAAUAAAACGUUCAACGAUUAUUUUACCCAUUCUUUCCUACAGGCUACAGAAGUAUCUAUUACUGAAAGCAAAAUGGAGAAAUCAGAAAAAUCUUCGUUUGUCAAAAGACACUGUGAGACUAUAUGUAAUAUGUUGGUGAAUGAAAUAACAUCGCCAGUAUUGCAGGUCUGUAUAUCGUAUUAAAUUAAUUUCUUCAUGCAUGUUUAAAAGAAAGUGAAAACAUAUAAAACAAACGAUAAACUGUUGAUACAUGUAUUGAAUUCCAAUUUCUAACGACAGGUGUACCAUCGAAAGGUUUUGCAGCUAUAUACAGAACUUACUUUUUAACCAGAAAUUUUGCCGGUUCGCAUAUGCUGUUACCAGACGGUACUAACGGUGCAGAGAAAUAGUGAAUUUCUUAUAUAAAGUAUAUUUGAACUAAAAUCAUCAAAAACGUACAAUGAAAGUUCAAGGAAACUUUACAACUCUUUAUAUUCUAUAUAUAUUUUUUGUGGCGUCUCUUAAUCAUUCCAUACGGUAAAUAUGUGCUAAAUUGCAUGUGUUUUGUGAGGUAAACAUGUGAACUGAAUAAUAUGUAUUUAGUAGUAGAGACAACAAAUUAAGUAGUAUUUAAAACACGAGUAGGAGUGUUUUAUCAGAUACAAAUACGACUACAAAAGAAUACUAAUUAGGAUGAACCAUUAUAUAAUCAUACUAAUUAGGAUGAACAAUUAUAUAAUGCCACAUGCUUUAUCAGAUAUAAAGUCACUCCACGUGACAUAUUAUGGCUGACAUGAUUUGCCACAAGGUUUAUGAAUUAUUAAUGAGUAUUUUAAUAAUAUCGAAAAAUGUUAAAUUGCUUUUCAAAAUUUUAUAGAUUUCUGGACUAGCCCAACUCGUGACAGGUCAAGAGACAAAUUGCAAGGGUAAAUAUGCAUUGAAAUUUUCCCAAUCGUACAAUAUAUCCAAAAUAUCCUAUUAGUAUUCACUUUUUCCUAUAAUUAUUUGUUAAGAAUUACGCGUUCAACAUUCAAAGAUAAUUGCGAGAUCAAAAUGGCAGGAGAUGACAAGCUCUGAAUGGAUUAUUGGAGUCGAAAUCGAAAACGUUGGACAAAGGUCCGUAGGUUGUAAUCUACAUGCAGAGGACGGUUGUACGAACGCCGGAUAGCGCCAUCCGCAUUAUAGUGACUUUUUAAGCUUUCUAACAUGCAUUGUCUGGUUUUUUUAUAUAACGUUAAACUUUAGUAUUCAUCAAUUAAAGUCUCUUUUUAUUCAUUGUGAGGUCCAUAUCCGUAGUUUAUUAAUAGCUUUUCGAGCAUUUUUACAACGGUUGAAAAAAUCACUAUCGGCUAGUGGUUAGCUCUAUCCGACCUUUGUACAGCCGACCCCAAUGUAGGUAUAUUUAUUAAGAUCCAGAUUGUGUGCUGGGUGCCGAAAUAUUUCCCAUAGUAGAAUUUAUUCCGGACUAGAAUAUGUGGUAUACUUCCGCAUAAUUAUUUCAAACCAAUAACAAGCUUGUGAUACAGAUAGGUAACCAAUGAGAAAUGCACAUUGUACAAUCUCGUACCCAGAGUAUCCCGGUUCGCGAACGGGCAUACUCUGGGCACGAGAUGCAAGAUUAUUUAACAAUUAUGCAUUUCUCUGAUAUCUUCUUGCUUAAUAUGACAAAUGUAUCACCAAACGAAUAUGCAAAAGUAAGUAAUGAAAAAACUAAAGAAAUUCUCUUGCGAUUUUUAGGGCAGUUUCCAACAUAUCUUUAUGCACAUUGAACAAAGCGAGCGGCAUCCUUGUAUCUUCUUCAAAGAUACUUCGUUCAGAAAUGCAAAUUAGAAAGCAGGAAAAUCAAAUGUUAUCCUCUGGUCGGAGAGCAACGCUUGUAGCAAUCAUAUCUUUACCAAGUUUUUCGUUCGAAAACUAUUUUACCGUUAGCUUAAUGUUAACUUGGAAACAUGAAGAAAAUAACGAAUAUCUGUCGCAGUUUUGUGGUCAGAUGACUCUUCGGAUGGAGGAUAUUAUAAAUAGUGCAAGGAGAAAUUGCCAACAUGUUGCAUUGUAUCCUUUGAAAACUCAGGUAG
Messenger RNA from Paramuricea clavata, 11035 nucleotides. The record is from the annotation of a GenBank genome assembly. NCBI's taxonomy places the organism in Eukaryota, Metazoa, Cnidaria, Anthozoa, Malacalcyonacea, Plexauridae.